CCAGUCCUUUGACCAAUGGAAAUCUCGCAGAAACGCAUCAUCACCAAUCGGAGGUUAAACAAUGUAUAUAUUUGAACUUCAGGGCACCACAAAUGAGGAGGUUGAGCACUGCUUGUAAAUUUCAGUGUUAAGAGUACAGAAAAUAUCACGCAACCUUUUAGCACGGGAUCAGAAAACAGAAAAUCCCAAAUAAAGACACACAGAGACAACCCCAGUGAAACAUUAACAUCAGCCCGGCUCUGCUCUGCUCGCGCGCUCUCUCUCUCUCUCUCUCCUCAUGUAUGUACUUACUACUCUUCCCUUCAUGUCGGGAAUUGUCUGCUUUUGAGAAGAGAUCAACUGUGGCAAAGACAGAAUUGAAGACAAACUGAACAAGUUCUUUGAAGCUUUUUUUGGUUGGGUGCGUGCGUGUGUGGCCAAAACUGGAUAUUGGAAUUCUCUCUGUCUCUGUGGGAGAAUUUCCAAAGCAACUAUUUUUCACAUUGCUCAAUGGGAAAUAGAUUAACACAUGGACAAUCAAGAAAUGUGACUGCAAAAGAUUAUGAAGAUUCGGAUAUGGGGAUACCCGGCCUUUUUGCAUUAAUAGUGAUGUUACUGGGUUACAUAAAACCAACAAAGCUGUCUCCACCUCAUUCUAUCUGUGACAGCAGGAUAUUGGACAAGUACAUCAAAGAGGCGAAGGAGGCAGAAAAUGCAAUGAAACAAUGCAACGACACGUUCAGUCUCCCAGGAAAUGUCACGCUUCCAAAAACCAACGUUAACUACAGAGAAUGGGCAGAAAAGGACAUGGGAAGGAAGGCAGAAGAGAUUCAGACUGGCCUCAAACUACUAACAAACGCAAUCGAGAUGGCCCAGAAUGUGACUACAAACAGCAACAGAUUACAUGUGAUAGAGAAGAGCUACAGUAAUAUUCGCAGUGUAACACAGAUGGUGAAAAGUUUAACUAUGCCGGACUUGGCUCAUCAGGAAGUUCAGCUACUGGAAACCUUCCACACAAGAACGCUGAGAGCCAUUUUCCACGUGUAUUCGAACUUCCUACAAGGGAAAUAUCUAAGGUCGUUUUUUUCCCCCCCUCAUGACACCCACCGUCGUCGCAGCCGCAGCCGCCGCCGGAAAGGAGCCAACGCUCGCGCCCCGCAUAAAGAUGGCGUCGCCGAGGGUGACGCGCUCCCAUUGGUCAGGAUCAGUGACGUUCGGUACGAGGACGCCUGGCUGCGAUUGGUUCUAAGCGGACGCCUGAUUGGCUGCAAGAGGAAGCCUGGCGACGACGGCUGGUUGCAAGAGGAAACCGGUUGGUGA
Molecule: messenger RNA, 1299 nt
Organism: Callorhinchus milii (elephant shark)
Lineage: Eukaryota; Metazoa; Chordata; Chondrichthyes; Chimaeriformes; Callorhinchidae
Gene: epoa
Product: erythropoietin a
Exons: 8
Coding region: 490-1299 (269 amino acids)
Cellular component (GO): extracellular region
Molecular function (GO): erythropoietin receptor binding; cytokine activity; hormone activity
Source: RefSeq, a predicted model, not a curated record